Beta vulgaris subsp. vulgaris (sugar beet) is the source of this 1450-nucleotide messenger RNA. Its product is annotated as probable prolyl 4-hydroxylase 10. Gene Ontology annotation, biological process: peptidyl-proline hydroxylation to 4-hydroxy-L-proline. The transcript is spliced from 8 exons. The coding region runs from base 206 to 1078 and encodes 290 amino acids. The record is from RefSeq and is a predicted model, not a curated record. Lineage: Eukaryota; Viridiplantae; Streptophyta; Magnoliopsida; Caryophyllales; Amaranthaceae. Gene Ontology annotation, cellular component: endoplasmic reticulum. Gene Ontology annotation, molecular function: L-ascorbic acid binding; procollagen-proline 4-dioxygenase activity; iron ion binding.
UGUAGUAGUACUAUAUUUUUGUAAUCAACCUCAAUUUAAACCCCUCUCUUUUUCUCUCUCCAUACUCCACUCUCCCACCUUUUCUUCUCUCUGCAAAAACUCUGCAGCUCAGAUCUUCAUCUUCUUCAACCAAUCAAAACUUAGGGUUUCCCCAAUUCCACUUAAUUUAAACCCUAAUUCUUCGAAGCUCUUCAAGACUUCAACAAUGGCGAAAGGAAAGCUCGGUCGUACUCCACCUCGAAAGUCGUCAACGCCAUCGUCAACACUUGUAUUCUCAUUACUCCUAAUGUUAUCCGUCGUCGUUUUGAUUCUUCUUGCUCUUGGAAUUGUAUCGCUUCCUACCUCAAACUCUACUUCUCGUCCAGUUCAUGAUCUCAACAACAUUGUUCAUAGCACUGUACACAGAGUUGAAGUGAGUAAGGAAAAAGGUGAACAAUGGGUUGAGUUUCUAUCUUGGGAGCCUAGAGCUGUUGUUUACCAUAAUUUCUUGUCUAAGGAUGAGUGUGAGUAUCUCAUCAAACUUGCAUCACCUCACAUGGAAAAGUCAAAAGUUAUCGAUGAGAAAACCGGCAAGAGUAAAGACAGCAGGGUGCGUACUAGUUCAGGAACAUUCCUUCCUAGAGGCCGGGAUACAAUCAUCAGGGCCAUAGAGCAGAGAAUUGCGGAUUUCACUUUCCUUCCUGUAGAGCAUGGUGAAGGUCUUCAAGUUCUUCAUUACGAAGUUGGGCAGAAGUACGAGCCUCACUUUGACUACUUCUUGGAAGAUUAUAGCACUGUCACGGGCGGUCAACGGAUAGCCACAGUUCUCAUGUAUCUCUCUGAUGUUGAAGAAGGAGGUGAGACAGUAUUUCCUUCUGCAAAAGGAAAUAUCAGUGAUGUACCUUAUUGGAAUGAGUUAUCUAAAUGUGGUCAAGAAGGCCUUGCGGUCAAACCAAAGAUGGGUGAUGCUUUGUUGUUCUGGAGCUUGAAGCCUGAUGCUUCUCUGGACCCCUCAAGUUUACAUGCUGGUUGCCCAGUGAUUAGAGGAGAUAAGUGGUCAGCUACAAAAUGGAUCCGUGUCAAUGAAUACCACGUUUGAAUGCUCAACGGUCUUCUUAAGGUCAAAUUCAUUGACCAAUACAUAGUUGCUGUAUCCUGUGUAACAACUACCCAAUAGAUUGUUAGAUGUGCUGAAUCAUGAAGAGCCAACUUGACCAUAUCAAAAGGAAGCUUGCAAUUUUGAUGUAUCAAUUGUUUUUAUACUGUAUGUUUCCGAUACGCAAAUCUGUAUUAUCUAGUUUCUACACAUAGAAUAAAACUUGAAUACAAGUAUACAAUUAAUUGUAGAAGACCCUGAUUUUGCUUGUCAUUCACGAGCAAGCGAUCACUUACAUUUGGGGUUGCCCAAAAACUGAAAUAGAAAUCUGAGUUUGAUUUAUUAGUGAAAAUUUAGCUGUUCUUGUUUCUGUUA